AAACAGUUUGGCUCAAUUGUGGAAAGAUGUGAUUUUUAUGAUGAGUAAAAUGAAAGAAAGUAGGAAUGAAUGAAUUAUUAGUGUAAUGGUAAUUGUAGCCCAUAAGGAGGUUAGAACGUGGCAUCCACGAUUGGGGAAAACGAAAAAGAAAGAAAGCAUCAAAGAGAAGAAGCUGUAAAUUAGCAAAAAUAAAUGGAUGGAAACGAUGGGUGGGGAUCCGUAGCAGGACUUCGUCAACCAUGACGUGACGAUGAUUCUUGUUAUCCUUAAAACCCCAUCAUCUUUUGGCCACCAUUACAACUUCCCAACUCAUCGGACUUAAACAACUUUUUAAUCUUUACCCCCCCCUUCUUCUUCUUCUUCUUCUUCUUCUUCUUCUCCUCCUCCUUCACUCCGUUUGCUGUUUCUCUUUAUUUGGGUUUUCAAUUUUAUAUCCCCCUUUUGAUUUCCUUGCAGGAUGAACUAUGAAGCUUACCCUUAUGAGGGUUUCUCUUUGAUGUGGUCCCUUGUCAAUUGAUUUUUCUUUUUUGCCGUGGAGAAUCGUUUCUUUCCUUUCUCUUUUGCUCCUCACAAAGGAUUCCACGAGUUGGGUUUUCUUUUAUAUAUAUAUAUUUUUAUUUACUUUCCAUUUAUUCGUGUUCGUAUUAAUGGGGAAUGUGAACGGGAGAGAAGAUGAGGAUGGUAACCCAUCUGGGGCUGAAGAAGAAGAUGAAGAAGUCGGUGGCCGUCGGAGUAGUUUGCCGGAUGGAUUGUCUGUGCCGCCCGAUGCCCAUCUUGGCUAUCAUGCCGGUGAUCCACCUGCAGAGUUGAUGGGUCAUUCUCCUCCUCAGAGCCCUCGUGCUAUUCCAUCUCCAUUGAUGUUUACUCCUCAAGUACCAGUCGUUCCACUGCCAAGACCUGAUGAAGUGCAUAGCUCAAGCCAAUCUUGGAUGCAUAACAGUUCAUGGUUUGAUGAAGUUGGCAGUGAACAAGGAAUCCCAACGAUGAUUACUUGGAGCCAUGGAGGCAAGGAAGUAGCUGUUGAGGGAUCUUGGGACAACUGGAAAAUGAAAAUACCCUUGCAGAGAUCUGGGAAGGACUUCACGAUUAUGAAGGUAUUGCCUUCUGGUGUUUACCAGUAUAGGUUUAUUGCUGAUGGACAAUGGAGAUAUGCUCCUGACUUGCCUUGGGCCCAAGAUGAUGCAGGCAAUGCUUACAAUAUUUUGGACUUGCAGGACUAUGUCCCAGAAGACAUCGAAAGCAUUUCCAGCUUUGAACCUCCUCAGUCCCCAGAGUCAAGUUACAACAGUUUGCAGCUUGUAGCUGAUGAUUAUUCAAAGGAGCCACCAUUGGCUCCUCCACACUUGAAAACCACACUGCUUGACAUGCCUUGCCCGUACAAUGAGAUUUUACCUCCUAUAUCAAGACCUCAACAUGUAGUGCUGAAUCAUCUUUACAUGCAGAAGGAAAGGGGCGGCCCUUCUGUUGUCGCACUUGGGAUGACUCACCGGUUCCUUGCGAAGUACGUAACCGUCGUGCUCUAUAAAUCCUUGCAGAGAUAACGUUAGAUUAGGCAUCCUGUGUAAUGAAAUUCAAAAUUCAAAGCCAUUUUUCCUUACUGUAGCUUCAUAUGGUGUUGAUGCCAUUUCAUUUUAACACUUCUGAAUCAACCAGGAAGUCUGAAUGGAUCGUUUCAAGAUUGUACCUUACAUAAUGCCACCCCUUUUUUGAUAUGACAUGCAUUCUAACCAUUUACCAAA
This is a messenger RNA of Cucumis sativus (cucumber), 1739 nucleotides long. Its product is annotated as SNF1-related protein kinase regulatory subunit beta-2. Lineage: Eukaryota; Viridiplantae; Streptophyta; Magnoliopsida; Cucurbitales; Cucurbitaceae. The transcript has 4 exons. The record is from RefSeq and is a predicted model, not a curated record. Bases 648 to 1541 code for a protein of 297 amino acids. Gene Ontology annotation, molecular function: protein binding.